Molecule: messenger RNA, 5611 nt
Organism: Phyllopteryx taeniolatus (common seadragon)
Lineage: Eukaryota; Metazoa; Chordata; Actinopteri; Syngnathiformes; Syngnathidae
Product: guanine nucleotide-binding protein G(q) subunit alpha-like
Exons: 8
Coding region: 812-2020 (402 amino acids)
Biological process (GO): phospholipase C-activating dopamine receptor signaling pathway; adenylate cyclase-modulating G protein-coupled receptor signaling pathway; action potential
Cellular component (GO): heterotrimeric G-protein complex
Molecular function (GO): GTPase activity; G-protein beta/gamma-subunit complex binding; G protein-coupled receptor binding
Source: RefSeq, a predicted model, not a curated record
ACCCUCCUCCUGUCACUCUCGCAGUCUCGCUUCUCCUCCUCCCUGUUAUGCAUCAGGUUGGAGGACGCACUCACUGCCCACCUUCUUCCAGCAGCGGAGGCCCCCCCACCUCAUUUCGGGCUUCAUUUAAAAUGAAAAACAGCGGUGGUGGUGGGGGGGAGACAACCGGCAUGCCUUAUUCUAGCGUCAAAAUGGCCCGCAUUGGUGUGAUGGGCGCCGCUAUUGCUAGAUCAUAAAGGCGGAACCUCUUCAAGCCCUGCGGUUCCCAAUCACUGCAGGCUGCCUGCCCGUCAUUUUUUUUAGCCGAGAAAGGGAAGGCGUCGCCGGGGGUCAACAUUCGAGUCGCCGCGGUGCCGUCUGUUCGUAUAGCUUUUUUUUUUUUCCCCGGGCGUUAGCCUGAUAGCAUCGGCUCUACCGCGUCGGUUUGCUGGCUGCUCGAUAUACGUGAUACCGCGGCUGUCCUCUCAGAGACACAAUUGACAUUUAUUUUUAUUUUUUCCCCACAAGAAACAGGCGAGUUGAGCAUCUCGCGGAGGAGCCUCCCGCCCCCUUACUCGCCCUCUCCCGUUUCCCUACCGGAGAAGACCGGAGACAACUUUGCAGCGAGGCCCCGAGCUACUCCUUCCCUCCCCUCUCCUCCUUCCCUGGCCCGGUCGGGUCCCGACAAGACCAGCACCAAGCGACCCUCCCCCCACGUCCACGCGAGGGCCGCAGCUGAUACAUAUAUAUAUUUUUAAUUAUUAGUAUUCGCUGGGAAGAACGCCGCGUGUUUUUGGGGUCCUAGCGAGGCUGGACAAACACAGCGAAGGGGAUGACUCUGGAGUCCAUGAUGGCUUGUUGCCUGAGCGAGGAGGCGAAGGAGUCGAAGCGAAUCAAUGCCGAAAUUGACAAGCAACUUCGUCGAGACAAGCGAGAUUCCAGGCGGGAGCUGAAAUUACUUCUUCUCGGCACAGGAGAAAGCGGCAAGAGCACCUUCAUCAAGCAGAUGAGGAUUAUCCACGGCGCCGGUUAUUCCGACGAGGACAAGAGAGGCUUCGUCCGGCUGGUUUACCAAAACAUCUUCACCUCCAUGCAGGCCAUGAUCCGAGCCACAGAGAACCUAAAGAUCCCCUACAAAUACGAACAGAAUCGGUCUAACGCCAUGCUGGUAAAAGAAGUGGACAUUGAGAAGAUUAACGGCUUUGACCAGCCCUACAUUGCAGCCAUCAAAUGCUUGUGGUCUGACCCGGGGAUCCAGGAGGCCUACGACCGCCGCCGAGAGUACCAGCUCUCUGAUUCCACUAAAUAUUACCUUAGCGAUUUAGACCGUGUGACCGCCGACGGCUACGUCCCCACCCAGCAGGACGUGCUCAGGGUCCGUGUUCCCACCACGGGCAUUAUAGAGUACCCCUUUGAUCUGGAGAAUGUCAUCUUCAGCUAUCUUUCCGAUCUGGAUCGCAUUGCAGAUCGCAGCUAUCUUCCCACUCAGCAGGAUGUGCUCAGGGUGCGCAUUCCCACCACGGGCAUCAUAGAGUACCCGUUCGACUUGCAGAGCAUCAUUUUCAGGAUGGUGGAUGUGGGCGGUCAGCGGUCAGAGAGGAGGAAGUGGAUCCACUGCUUCGAGAACGUCACUUCCAUCAUGUUCCUGGUGGCACUGAGCGAAUACGACCAAGUCCUUGUGGAGUCCGACAACGAGAACCGCAUGGAGGAGAGUAAAGCUCUGUUUAGGACUAUCAUUACCUACCCCUGGUUUCAAAACUCCUCAGUCAUCCUCUUCCUCAACAAGAAGGAUCUGUUAGAGGAGAAGAUCUCCUACUCACACUUGGUGGACUAUUUCCCAGAGUUUGAUGGUCCACAGAGGGAUGCGCAGGCAGCGCGGGAGUUCAUCCUCAAGAUGUUUGUGGACUUAAACCCCGACAGCGACAAGAUCAUCUACUCCCACUUCACGUGCGCCACGGACACUGAGAACAUCCGCUUUGUGUUCGCCGCCGUCAAGGACACCAUCCUACAGCUCAACCUCAAAGAGUACAACCUGGUUUGAGCCCUCCCGAGCCCUUCUCUCUCUCCUUUUGCACAACCUCCUUUUGCGAGUGCACUCUACUUUUAACGCAACACGCACGCACGCACACACACGCACAUGCACACACACACACACACCUGUUUUUGUCCAGCACGUUCAAAGAUCCCCUGCAAAAACAAAACAAAAAAACACCUUGCGCUUCUUCCUGGUUUGCUGGCCAGCUUGUGUCAGAGAAAACAGCUGCCUCGAUGGGCCUGGCACACCUGACUCUGAGACAGUGACCGACCGGAAGGGACGCCGGGAGACGAAUGCCACCACGGGAUUUGGUCUCCACCUCCACAUCGAUGAAUGUACCCACCAGUGUGUGAGAUGUGCAAUUGUGCAGAAAAAUGACAACAAAAAAAGGAAAGAAAACCUCUUAAGUGUAGCUAUAUUGUAUUAGGGGUGUCGAACUCAUUGUAGUUCAGGGGGGCACAUACAGCCAAAUUUGAUGUCAGGGGGGUUAAACUAACAAAGUCAUAGCAUAAUUAAUAUUAAGAACAACCUCAGAUUUUUUUUUUUUUUUUUGCAUCGUAACUAAUUGCAAUGAUUUUAUAUAAAGGCACAAAACUUUUAAGUCAUAACUGUUUGGAACAGAAAAAAUAUAGUAUUGCAAAUUAAAAUUAAAUUAACAAAGAUCUAGGAAUUAUUGUAACCUAAUUUUCUACAUGAGCAUAAUUGUUUUUUGUUUUUUUUGUUUUCUCUCUCUCUCUCUCUCUCUCUCUCUCUCUCUCUCUCUCUCUCUCUCUCUCUCUCUCUCUCUCUCUCUCUCUCUCUCUCUCUCUCUGAUUUUUAAAUUCACCCUGUGGGCCAGAUUGAAUUUCCUAUCAGACAGGUUUAUGGGCCGAUGUUUGACACCCCUGGUAUAUUUAAAGACAUCUAAGACAAACAGCAUGAGAGGGGCAAGAAAUAUGUUUUUUAAUGUAAUUUGUCGCGACUACAAUUUAGCGAAUCACAGCCUAAAAGGAAUACGAACACGUAAUUUAAGAACGUCAUUAAUGACAAGAAAAUCUAUUUGAGAGAGGUAUCUUUUUGGACAUUUUUUAUGUAUUUUGAUUUAAUUUAGUUUCCCCCACAUGCCUUUUCACUCCACACGGUCCAAUCAGACACUUCCUGACGCUGUCGCGCACUCGUUAUUUUAUAUUAGGAUGGGCUUCUGUUUACUUUUUGUUUUUUACUGUAUAGUCAAUUUGUUUUAAAACUAGACAAAUAGAACGAUUGCUGCUUUUGAGUGGUAAGAGGGACAAGGAGCGGGUGACAAACCAUCUUUGACAUCUGAAAAUAAGUGUUGUUUGCGUAUAUUUGUUUGUAAAUACAUAUACACGACAGCAGUGUACAAAAAUGCUCUGUGGUACACCGUCUUUGGCAUAAAAUCAACAACGAUGACAAAAAAAGGUUAGUGUCUUUGGUGAGCACCGUUCCCGCCCCCCACCCUAUGAAUAGUAUUGAUACUGUGAUAUUGUAUUUUGUUGAUUAUAAAAGCAGACGUCACAGAGCCGAGUGGUCAAUUAGCAGUCUAUAUAUAAUAUGGUGAUGAUUUUAAUUAUUUUUUUAAUUUAUCUAAUUUAUGGACCAGGUUUGAAGGUGUUGAUAAUUCUGCCUGCUCUUUUUCAGUGUUUAAUAAGGCACUCUGUUUCUACUCAUGACAGUCCUACUUGAGUCUGAACUGCUGUAGAAAAGAAAAACAAGGAAUGUCUGGUAUCGUAAGGAUUAAGUGUCUCUGCUUUCUAUUUGGCGACGAUUUCCGUUCGUCGCCACCAACCAUUUUCUCUAAGGAGCCCUUACAUUAGUUUUUUCAAAAAGAAAGCAGCUAAAAGUGUAUUACCUUUAGGUUAUAAAUGCAUAUAGAGACAGCGCUGUAACGCUUACCUACCUAGAAAAUGUACAUUACAAAAGUGUUUUGGGUUUCUUGGCUCUGUAUUUUAUUUUAUUUUUUUAUUAUUACUUUUUUUUUUUUGCAUGUUUCCAGGCUUGCUUUAGUAGUGCCAGUGAUGUACCUAUGAACUUUUUCAGUCUUUUUCAUGUGACUUAUCAUUCUCUCAUCCUCAUUAAGGGCUAGCACAGUGGGGGGAGAACAGUAAUACAUGCAGAAAUUGAGAUGUUUAGUAUGAGUUGAGGCAAACCCAAAAGGUGUUUAUUAUUCCCCCCCCCCCCCCCCCCCCCCCACCCUGAAGUAAGGAUAUUUUUGGUCUUUUGCAGUGUUAGCCACAACUAGUAACCCCAUGCAGUACAUUUAUGUAUUACAAAACACACACUACAGCCGCAUUAAGUAUUUGCAUGUUAGCUAAUUGCCAAAAAGCUGUGCAGGUUAUAUCAGAUUUUUUUUUUUAAAACACAACUGAAAGGUAUUUUUUGUGUGGUUAUAACUGUUGGGAAAUUAUCGAAGUAUUCGACUUACUGCUUCUCAUUAAUUGUGUGUGUGUGUAUGUGUUAACAGUUCUCAUGAUAAUUUUAUUUUUAAGCUCUCCUUAGCUUUUCUCUAUUUUAUUUUAGCCACUCAUUUCAAUUCAAUGGCAGGAAACUAAUUGAGAUCUGGGGUUUGUGUGUGUGUGUGUGUGUAUAUUUUGUUUUAUUUUCCCCUCUGGAUAACUUAAAUGCACCAUCGUAACCGUAGAAUUUACUGGCCUCUUGUCCUCACUUUACCUUAAGCUUCUGCUUGUGCCAGGGUGCCAAUGUUAAGUGAGCAAACGAUGUUUAACUGUUAGUUGCGUGUCGAGUGCAAAAAAACAUUUGACAACUUUUGUUUUUUUUGUUUUGCUAGUUUAUGUUGCACAGUGGUGUACUAUUUGGCACAUUUUAAAUUUAUACAGUAUAGUACAUUACAUUUAUACAGUAUAUACACACACACACAGUGUAUGAGCAGGAAAUUGGGAUGGUUUUUGCAUGACACUUCAGUCUUUCAUUUUAUUUUCCUCACUACAACUAUUUUCUUAUUUGUUGCCUUGAUGCUCUUAUUUCUCUGUACAUUCAAAAAAUUACCAGAACGCUAUUGUUUAUAUGAUUUUAGGACCACUUCCCCUCCUUGCUCCCUCUUAAAAAGAUCAAAUGUCGAGUGGUGUUUUUUUUGUUUUUUAAUUGUAAAUCCAAUGUAAACAAAAAAAAUCGGUUGUAUGAUGCGAGCCUACCAGGCUGCGUCUUCAAGUGCCAACACACCACCGCCAACCUGAGAUGCCCCAUACCCGCAUGCCCUCCACCCCGCUCUUUUGAAAUGAGACUAAAAAGAUAGAUGAUUAAGUGGGUAUGUUUAAGAACAUUUCAAAGGAUAAUUUGCUGUUUCUUUGUUUUGUUUUUAAUAAGAAACUAUAAUUAUUGCAUGUACUGUUUCUUUUACAAGCGAGUGGCUUUGGAUGUAUUGACUGAAGCCCUUUGGCUCCAGUUGGCCGGAUAUCAAUAUACACAUAACUCUUUGCCAUAUUUUGUAUGUUUUUGUGUGUUUAUGUUGCUUUUCUUGACCACUGUUGCCUGAUCCUCAUUCGAACAUGACGUAUGAUCAUUAUCGCCGCCGCCUUCUAAAGAGAGAAACAUAAUGACAAGGUUAUCUGUUUUAAGCAUUGAAAUAAAUUUGUUCCUAUA